AUGGAAACGGAAAGCCACUCGACGUUUUUACUGGAAUUUCACACCGAAAAAAACAACUUUUCUAGUCCUGAUGAGUUGAUCGCACCAAUUAAGGAAUUACUGGAAAAGGAUAUCGGAGAAGUCAAAGAAGUUUAUAGAAGAUGUAGCGACGAAUCGGUGAAUGUCAUCCUGGAUUGUGACAUGAAAUCCAUUGUCACCCUACAGCUCAAAAGCUCUGGUCUUGUAUUGAUGAAUAUUGAUAUUGAUGGUCAACAUUCUUCUACAUUUAAUCAAGAAGUUGAUGAACGCUUGCUAGAAUAUGAUGUUGACCAUGUUGUUGCUGAUGUUCGCUCGCCUUUCCAGCACAUUCAAAUUCUUCAUACCAUCAACUUUGGCAACCUUUUAGUUCUUGAUGAUCUCCAGAAUUUAGCUGAAAGUGAUCUAGUUUACACUGAAACCUUGAUUCAAAGGGGAAAAAUUGACUAUACUGGAAAAAACAUCUUGAUCUUGGGUGCUGGAGAUGGAGCAUUACUAUGGGAAUUGCUUAAGGAAGGUCCAAAUAUGGUCACUAUGGUUGAGAUUGAUGAAACUGUGAUGAAACUUUGUAGCCAACACUUGCGCUCUGCAUGCGGAUCAGCGCUUGAUUCCACAACUGGGCCUCAUCACCAAAUCAUUGUUGGUGAUUGCCUAACAGAACUGGACAAGCUGAAAAGCCAAAGCGUUCUCUUCGAUUUUGUCUUUUCUGACUUGACAGACAUCCCUUUAUCGAUUAAACCCCAAAAUAAGGAAUGGCAAUUUCUACUGGACGUGAUGGAAAAAUCUCUUGGUGUCUUAAAGCCUGAUGGGCAGUUUUUAACACACGGGAGUGGUGUGUCUUCCGUUCAAUCGCUGGCCGAUUUCGAAUCGCAUUUAAACAAUUUGGAGCCCCCAGUCGAGUUCAAACGUUGUCAAGCUUUUGUUCCGUCGUUCAUGGAAGAUUGGGUGUUCUAUCAAGUCAGAAAGACGCCAAACAACAAGUGGCUGGUGGACACUUUACUCAUUCCAAAAAGCCAUCAGCAUUUAUUGGCUGCCCAAAUCACGUGA
Messenger RNA from Daphnia magna, 1062 nucleotides. It is a transcript of the gene Sms, whose product is annotated as spermine synthase. The transcript is spliced from 8 exons. The coding region runs from base 1 to 1062 and encodes 353 amino acids. Gene Ontology annotation, molecular function: spermine synthase activity. Gene Ontology annotation, biological process: spermine biosynthetic process. The record is from RefSeq and is a predicted model, not a curated record. Lineage: Eukaryota; Metazoa; Arthropoda; Branchiopoda; Diplostraca; Daphniidae.